AUUGCUAGGGUACAGCAUUGAAAUAGUCAAAGCCAUCGGCAUAUGAUGAAUGUAAACGGUACAUUUUAUAAUGACGUCAUAUACUCAUCGGACGACAAUUAUUUAUUGGAUACAGAUAUGCUGAUAUUGUGUUGUGACGUAGUGAUAAUUCUAGCUGCUGUAUUGGGAAUUAUUGGGAACACACUUCUAUGUGUUUGUAUCCUUAAAACUCGUUCACUUCGGACAUUCAUCAACGCUACCUUAAUGAGCGCCUUGAUAGGUAAUUUAAUCGCGUGUGUAACUCUACUUCCGCUGCGCGUGUAUCUCUUUACCGCCUCUAGAUCAGCAGAAAACUGGGCCACACUGUGCAGUGCUGCAGUAUUUUUCCGGACUUUUUGCGAACUUUUGCAGCUCUUUAUGCUCGUUAUUGUCAGUUAUGAAAGAUUCCAGUGUGUCUCUAGUCCAUUCAAAAAAGAUGGACGUGCUCGGAGAACAGCACUACUGAUUGGUUUGUCGUGGACUGUGGCCAGCGGAUUAAGCUUGUUAUCAGCAUUUAUCUUUGUGGAUUCCCCACUCUACGACAAGUGUCUGACAAACACGACAUCAAACCAUUUCUCCUGGGGAACACAUGAUUUAUAUUUGAUUUUUCCUUUUGGUAUUGGAACUUUAUUAAUUAUCAUUGUAUUUUAUGGCCUUAUUAUGUUUACGCUUUUCAAACAUAGAAAAAGAAUGACAGGCCAUAUAGUUCAUAGGAAAAACAAAGUAGUUCCACAGAUGAUGAAUGAAGAUUUCAAGGGGGUGGAUAAAUCAUGCAGCAACACUGAUUUGUCAGUUAUUUUGCCCAGAACGCCGCUACACUUUAGUGUUUCCGGAGUGGAAAAGUCCAGCAAAUAUUGUGAAACAAAUUUCGACUUCAAAAACAAAAUCGAUGACACACAAAAAGAUCAGAAAGUUCAACAGGAGAACAUGGAUCAAACGUGUGUUACGGUGGACCGUCGUGAUAUUAAAAUCUCAUCUAUUCUAAAACAUGAGAAAACUGCAGAUAACAAUGCUGUUAACAACUCUGUAAAACUAAAUAUUGUUCAAAUACCUCAAACAAGAUCAAAUACUAUGGAAGAAAACUCCGAGGAAAAUAAAUCAGAAAAGGGAAAAAAUGAAGAAUGUUUGGAAGAAACAGUGGUUGCUGAAAAAGGAGAUGAAAAUGAACACCUGAAAACUCGAUCUCCCGAUAAGGUUUAUCAGACGUUAAAGAUUUUUCUCACAAACGCGACGCCGUCCUGUUCCAACAAAACUACAACGUACCAUCAACAAAACGCAAGCGACGGUGUGAACACCGAUAGUCUUAUACAAAUCUUUGACAUCACUGGAGAGGUCAACCGAGUGUCAAAGAAAGAAACUAAUUACUCAGGCUCAGUUUGUGUUAUGAACUCUAAAAGCAAAGAACUCGGAAAACGAAAAGUAGAAGCGAGAGCGGCAAAACGUAUCGCCAUUAUGAUUGUUUUGUUUAUCUGUCUCUGGAUGCCACUUCCGCUUACAGUAUUAGGAACCCGAAAUGGGAAUCCGUCAAUAGCGCAAGCGCAGCUAUUGGUUGUGACGGCGACUUUAGGAAUGUGUUCGGUUGUGGUAAACCCAUUACUACACAGCAUCCUAAAUAGACAGCUUCACGCAUCAUUAAGGAACAUGAUGAAGCGGAGGAAAUGCGGAAGCUGUUUACGUCACAAUAACAGUUAGACCGUGAAUGCAGCUAUUGAUGUGCCAUAAAAAAAUGAAUACCUCAUUAUGAAUCGUCAAGACAUGAUGUUGCCUUUCCGGUAUAUGUUAAAUGAGUAUUAAUUGAAGUUGAAAGUUUGCAAGCUGUAAUUAACUUCUAAGAAAAAAAUAUAGAGACGCCCCUAUAUCCAUGAGUUUCUGUAGUAUUUAUUUUCUUUGAUCUUUUAUUUCAUCUUACCUUGACAAGUUAAUUUUAUUGAUGCUUUGAAAGAACACAUUAUGGACAAAUGGUCUUCCGUUCAAAUAGCGUUUAGAAGGUAAUUAAGGAUUUAAUUCGUCUUUCCCAUAUCA
Messenger RNA from Saccostrea echinata, 2040 nucleotides. RefSeq lists its product as uncharacterized. Gene Ontology annotation, cellular component: membrane. The transcript is spliced from 2 exons. Gene Ontology annotation, molecular function: G protein-coupled receptor activity. NCBI's taxonomy places the organism in Eukaryota, Metazoa, Mollusca, Bivalvia, Ostreida, Ostreidae. The coding region runs from base 43 to 1710 and encodes 555 amino acids. Gene Ontology annotation, biological process: G protein-coupled receptor signaling pathway. The record is from RefSeq and is a predicted model, not a curated record.